GCCUCCAUUCAACAUCUCCUUCAACAAGCUGGUUCCCUGAACCGACCAAGCGAGCGGUUCUUCUUUUCAAGCUUGAUGCCAUUGGCUCAGAACAUCGGACGGCGAGCAGAUUUCGAUAUCGCCUGGUCUUAUUCCUUCCCCCUUACGGAUAACACCCCUGAGCAAAGAAGUUUUUUCUCGCCCGAGAACCACUCCCUGAACCCGCCUUCCCAUAUCUUUUGCUCUGCCCACUGUUUCUUUCACUUCAAGCUGGGGGGUUCCUGCCUUGUUUGGAUGUUUAGAAAUUCGAAAUGUCUUCGUUUUGGGUGGGCCGAACAGACACGGCUCGGAGAAAAAACAAGAAGCAGGACUGCAGGACACCAACGGACGCUUGUAGAUCACGGGAGAACUAACGGGAGAACUAACGGGAGAUCAUUCUUGCUCCUGGACAUUACGCACAUCACGACAACAGUACAACAUCAUCGAGUGAUGAAGAUUUGGAUCUACACGUACCGUUGCGUUCUUGAACAACAUCUCCUCAUCUUCUAAUGUUCCCAUAAUUAGUUAUUGAGCUCCGCUCUUUCACGACCGCUUCUGCAGAGAAGACGCGCAUGCCUUAACAGUGUUAAGAUGUGAUAUAGGCUGUAACCUUCGGCCAUAUCAUCCUAUUAUGCACAUCACCUCCGUCCAGAGCCCACAGACGUCGACGCCUAACCCCCGGCCAUCCCACCAGCUAUCCCCCGUCAUCCCGGCAUGGCAUCACGGCCUUCACGUCGCUUCUUAGCAAACGUCUACGGCCGCCCAGCCCGUCCACCUACGAAUACAG
This is a messenger RNA of Colletotrichum phormii, 805 nucleotides long. RefSeq lists its product as uncharacterized. The coding region runs from base 76 to 528 and encodes 150 amino acids. The transcript has a single exon. The record is from RefSeq and is a predicted model, not a curated record. Lineage: Eukaryota; Fungi; Ascomycota; Sordariomycetes; Glomerellales; Glomerellaceae.